Athene cunicularia (burrowing owl) is the source of this 5817-nucleotide messenger RNA. It is a transcript of the gene NIM1K, whose product is annotated as NIM1 serine/threonine protein kinase. Gene Ontology annotation, molecular function: ATP binding; tau-protein kinase activity; protein serine/threonine kinase activity. Gene Ontology annotation, cellular component: cytoplasm. The record is from RefSeq and is a predicted model, not a curated record. Gene Ontology annotation, biological process: microtubule cytoskeleton organization; intracellular signal transduction; protein phosphorylation. The coding region runs from base 2241 to 3563 and encodes 440 amino acids. Lineage: Eukaryota; Metazoa; Chordata; Aves; Strigiformes; Strigidae. The transcript has 4 exons.
GCAUCAAUAAACAUGGUGAGUGGCUGCACAGGAGACCUUUUGUGUCAUGUUUGGUCUCUGGUACUUGUGGUUUGGUCUUAUGGACUAUUCCGCUGGACUCUCAUCUUUUAUAAAAUAUAGGUCUUCUAAACAUGGGAGUAUACUAGAUUGUUCGUAUUUUUUUGCAAUAACUGAAUUUUCUAAGCUAUGGUUAAAAAAAGGGUCAGUAGUUUUUCUUACAGAUGACAGGUUAAAAUAGAGAACAACUGUGGGACAGGAUUCAGGCAAUCCUGCAAGAAAUCUUCCUUUCCUCAAAGGCAGAAGGAGAACAGAGAAUGUAAGGUUUAGGUGGGGUUUUGGUUUGCUUGGGGAUCGGGCAUCCUUCCUCACAAAUUUUUCUUCCUUGGUAUCAAGUAAUAAAGUUAGAGGGAAUGUUUGAUGCUAACUAAGGCUGGUUUGAUGGGAAAAUACUGAAGACUUGUUCAGUUGCCACUCAGUCUCUCCUCUACUAACAAAAUUUCAGGAUUUGGCCAAUAGUUGUUGCACACAUACAGUAUUUGUCAGGGGUUUGAUUCUAUUUAGAUCCAGAGAAUAAGAUAUGAUCAUUUAUUAUUAUUUUACACUUUUUCUCUGAACGUGAAAACAGCCUUUUUCUUCAAACAGGAGUAAAACAAAAAGAAUAACAAGAGUUCAAAGGUGUCAAGGGACAAGUACAUUCUCCCUCUGCUCCAGUUAUAAACUGUGUCAGCUCUAAGUUUGCAGCACGCACAGUAAGAAGCAUCUCUGGCUUGAAGAACUGACAGGGAGAAGUGACGGUCCCUCUUGUACGUGGCCGCAACACAGUGAGGUGAAGCAACUUACAAAAUCACUCACAUGUGUCUCAGGGCAAGGAGCAGCUGCACAGAGGCUGGGUCUGUCACUUGUCCUCUCUAUAGAAGCGGCCAAGCGCUUCUGUGCCACUCCAAUUCCCAUUUAAUGAAAUUGUCACCAGUUGCCUUUUCUUUGCCCUUAUGUGGUGCCUUUGGCCUCUCCUUCUCUUGCUCAUGCAGGAGAGUGGGGUUUAGAGGGCAACUUCACCUGGCAGUGUCAUGUGCCCUCUUCUAGUGCAGCACCUUAGGUGACUGCCUUCCCUAAGCUCCAGGCAUUGAGUUACUGGUCUAAUUCUCUCCCUCUCAGUCUGGUGAAUCUACACAACGGCAGGGAGGUGUCUCCCGCGUUCGUCAGUCGGGCGGUGCUGCAGGCUGAGAGCAGGGGAGGUGAGCGUUGCCACCGCCUGUGCUACCUCAGAGCUUUCUUGCCCAGCUCACUACUCUCAGGCAUGUGGCUGCAUGAUUAGCAGUUGCUGAUCAACUAUUUUUCAAGGUUAAAGAAGAAAGGUAAAGAAGAAAAAAAAAUGCUGUACUGCUUUAAAGGAACACCAUGCGUCUGGCAAAAUUUUGAGAAGGCUCAAGGCGUUAAAGAAAGCUCAUCUAAAUAAAGGAGGGUUAACGUGACAUUGCAGUUACUUAAUCCUGUAUUGUCCUGCCAUGUGACUGCAGGGAUGCUGAGGCGCAGUGUUUCUUUUGCCUGGUGCACAGAUUAUGCUUUUCCUGUCAUCUUCCAGGAUCAGUUGCUUUGCUAAACCUGUCAUGAGGAGGAAACAGAGGAGCCACAAACUUUUUACAGCAAGGCUUCAAGGCACAGUGACAUUUCCAAGGCACAGUGACAAGCUCACAGGCUGAAGAACGAAUCAAAGGCAAGCCGUACGUUCAGCUCUUGAACUGAUACCAGAAUCAAGGAGAGCUACGCUCUUAAAGUCAGCUAUUCAAAAUGAACUGGAAGCAUCUGGAUUUAUUCAGUUAAUCAGCUAUUUGUUUAACCUUUAUCUAUCCAGUUAGUUUUCAAAGCAGCAAGCUAAAACCUGAAAAUUCCUGUCAAAUGUUUUGCAUGUGUCAAAUGUAGUGCACAGAUUGUGAGCAACUCACUGCUUUCUUGCACAAUGUUUACAGUUUUAAUUGCAAAGCCUUGUAGAUGAAGAUCCUGAUAUACUAAAUCUGUUAGUGAGAGAUGGAUGCAAACAGCUUCCAGUUUUAGCUCUGAUUUUGAACAAAACUGCAAUAUGUAGGUACGUAAUUUCCAAACUAAUCUUUGGACUUUCAGUAAGCCAUUUUUGCUAAGUUUGUCACAGUGUCCAUUAUGUACAGGACUGCAUAUUCAUACAGAAUUAUUUCAUUUAAACUCCUUAUUGGGACAUAAAUGGGGAAGUGACUACCCUGUAGACUAUGACAACAGAAUAUGUGAAUGGAGGAAGUCUUGGAAAACACCGUUAUUCCAAGUGGCAUCGUGAGGACAGCAGAGAAGACAAUGGGCAGCCGGAGUGCUGUGAAGGAGAUGAAGAGAACAGGCAGCACAGGCUGACCCCGUUUGAGAAACUAAUGCAGGAUAUGUCCCAGAAUGAAAAAGUGGUGAAAGAAUUAACCCUGGGAAAGAGAAUUGGCUUUUACCGAGUCAGAGGAGAAAUAGGAAGUGGGAAUUUCUCGCAAGUGAAGCUUGGAAUUCAUUCCCUAAUCAAAGUGUUUCUUUUUUCAGAGAAAGUCGCAAUUAAGAUUUUGGACAAGGCGAAGCUAGACCGGAAGACUCAACGUUUGCUAUCUCGUGAGAUAUCCAACAUGGAAAAACUGCACCACCCAAAUAUCAUCAGACUAUAUGAAGUGGUGGAAACACUCUCAAAACUGCACUUGGUGAUGGAGUACGCUGGAGGUGGAGAGCUCUUCACUAAAAUCAGUACAGAAGGGAAGCUGCUAGAAGCAGAAUGUAAAAUAAUCUUCUCCCAGAUUGUGUCAGCUGUGAAGCACAUGCAUGAGAAUAAUAUCAUUCACCGGGACCUGAAGGCAGAAAACGUCUUCUACACCAGUAACACUUGUGUUAAGGUGGGGGACUUUGGAUUCAGCACAAUAAGCAGAAGAGAUGAAACUUUAAAUACUUUCUGUGGCUCUCCUCCUUACGCUGCCCCUGAACUCUUCCGAGAUGAAAACUAUGUUGGCAUUUAUGUAGACAUCUGGGCACUGGGAAUCCUGUUAUACUUUAUGAUGACGGGUAUCAUGCCAUUUCGGGCAGAUACAGUGGCCAAACUGAAAAAGUGCAUUCUUGAAGGGACAUACAGUUUGCCUCCCUGCCUCUCAGAAACUUGCCAGAAACUGAUAAGAGGAGUCCUUCAGCCAGUACCAACCGAACGAUAUUCUGUCAAACUUAUUAUGAACAGUGAAUGGAUGCAAGGAAUACAGUAUCCCAGACCUUUACAGCCAUUUAAACUGGAUCCAAAGUAUUUAUCAGACAUCACUACACUCAAAGAGGAAGAAAUCGAAGUGAAGAAUAUUCUGGAAGAUCUGGGAAUCACAGAAGAGCACAUUCAAAAUAACCAGGGAAGAGAUGCACGCAGCUCAAUAACAGGGGUCUACAGAAUUGUUUUGCACAAAGUACAGAAGAAAAGGGCACUUGAAUGUGUUCCUAUCACAUCCCACCCAGACCCCAAAGAAGACUUGAGGAGAGGAAUCCAUUCUUACAGUGGGAUGAAGCAUGCAUCCAAGCUGUGUUCUAUUUUAUAAAUUGCACUGCAGGCUGUAUACUCAGCACAUUUAACAAAGGGUUUUAUUCACUUUUCACAAGUUCUGGUGUUACAUUUUUUGCAAUUUUUGAAUAAACCAGAAAUGCCUCAUCUCCUUUGCAGUUCUCAAGUCACAGUGAAGCGCUCAAAUACAGAGCUCUCAUGCAUUUGUUUGUCCCUUGCUCCAGAGACAUGUAUAGCCAGUGCAACAAUCCCAGUAAGCAGAACAGGGAUCACUAGUGGAGGUGAUCUUUUAGUAAAAAUCAAACAGUACUGCAUUUAACACAUUGGGAGAUUCUGAGUACAGACAUGUAACAGCUAACUUCUUGAAAAGUUGUACCUCAGCUUAACACAACUAUAUCACUGCAAACCAGGACAAUUUUUGCAGAGAACUAAAUUUAAGCAGAAAUCAGACUAUAAUCUAAACAACUGCAAAUUCUUCUUUAAAACUUCUUCAGCAAAUUAAACAUGAUAAAAUGUAUAUCAGAGCUUCUUAAUUUUAUUUCAAGAAACAGCAAUUCUGCUAUUGACCACAGAUCCCAAUUUUUCACAAUUCAGAAAGGCAAAUUAGGAUAUGCUGCUUUAACCCUGAUGGGUGGUUACAUAACUGGUUGGGCUACCAGCUACUAAUAUGCUGACACCUUCCAUUACUUGCACAAUUCUGACAGUCUAGAACUACUUGGACUCCAGCUGCACACCAAAAAAGAAAGAUUUAAGCAUACUCUAAACCCCACAGUUUUAAAUUCUUGCUUUAGCACUAGGUAUCAUUAAUCUGAAUGAAACAAAAUACGCUUAUAUAUUGAGCAUUACAGGCUUGUACUAUCUCCUGCCCUGCCACUCUGCCAACAAAGGCUGGCACCAAGAUAAUUUUGACACUCUUAGCCACUGCAAAUUAAAAGCUGGAUAGCCUUACAACUCCAAUUGUUCUGAGCAUCACCAAGAUGUAGAUACUCUGAUUUUCAGCUUUAAUUGCUUAUUUUAUACUUUAAUCUUCAACACCAUCAGCUCCAAAUCAUAUGGUGCAAAACUAAAGUAGCUGUCCUUCUCUGACUGGCAGAGCUGACAUGCCUAACCUAAGAGGUAGAGCCUAUAUGGUUUUAAUUAAGGCAAGUAAAUGAAUACAAGGUUUAGAGAGGUACAGCUGGUUCUUUCAAAUUUAAGAGCAGGAUGCCUUACCUAUUAUGGGGAGUGAUGAGAUGAUCAGUUGACUUUAAGUAAUGUAACUAAGCAACAGAAUGACUCUGAGAAGUCACCCUGGGGAACUGGACACGGUGAGGCUCAGGUAACUACAGAGCAAGAACCAACAUCCCUUCACAAUAUUUGAGGGGGAUAAAACAAUACCAUCUUUUAUAAGACAGUAAUAAAGAUUGAUUGUAUUUCAUAAGCUGGGAAUUAACUCCUCCACUAUAAACAGUUUCCAUAUGAAAGCAUGUAAGUUAUCUUGAAACACGGCCCUGAAAUAAUUGUUUUGCACCAGCCUAAGCAACCCUUUCUUUCCACUUUUGUAGUGGAAUGGUAGUAGGAAGAAAGAUCCAGAAGGUCCAUACAGAUUGUGAACUCACAACCUUGGGUUUUCACAGGGCCAGUUCCCUUUUUCUUCCUGAAAACCCAACAAGUCAGCACUAUUCCAACAGGUUUCAAAUAUCUCAAACUUUAUUUUAAUAAAGGAUCAGCCUCGCAGACCAUGAGGUCCCUGUGGUUAACUUUGUGCCAGUAGCUCACUUCUUGGCUUGUCCACUGCCAGCAAUGGACUUUGUUCCAUGGCAAUCUGUUUUUCUGGUGCCAAGAUAAAGUUUCACAAGGGCAACCUAAACCAAAAUACUUGCAAAUACUAUCAUCAUGCAUCAUCGCUCCAUCAUUUCCAGCAGAACAAACAGAUUAGUAUUCAUCAAUUUAUAAUAAACAACUAUUUUACCAAGGCUUGACUGUACAAAUACAGCAAGCUAUCAAAUCCUAGUGAAUGACAUAAUACAAACACUUCAUUACACACACAAAAAAAAGUAAUUUAACAGACAAAUCAUUUUUUGCUACGUUAUAUUAGGCAAUGUAGCUUUGUAGAAUUAGCAAAGAAACAAAUUCAACAAAACUUCAUUCUGUACAUUAGCUCAAUUUAAGUAUAUAUUACAAGCUUACAAGGCUCAUAUCAUAGUUCAUUUCCAAUCUGGGCUUUAAAAAUCUACCAGAAUGGACUCCCCAUUAGCACUGUUUUGCUACUACUUGCAGAAUGGAUAGCUUUCAGCUUGCAUGUUGGGAAA